AUGCUAGCCCAGAUUCUCGACGGACGCAGCGCCAAAGAGGUUCUCACCGCAUUUUUUCACUCAAUACUUUUCCCUAGGUUGUUUGGCGCUGUAAAACCUCAGACGUUCGAGGUGCUAGAUGUCACCGUGUCACGCGUUUUGGAUCCUGAGAUAGAGCCACUCCUGACCGAGAAAGUGGAUAUCUUUUGGAAGGGCAUCGAAAGCGGAGCGAACCGGCGUGGUCAAGUGAGUUUUUUUUCUGUCUACGCUGCAUAG
Molecule: messenger RNA, 255 nt
Organism: Suillus plorans
Lineage: Eukaryota; Fungi; Basidiomycota; Agaricomycetes; Boletales; Suillaceae
Exons: 2
Coding region: 1-255 (84 amino acids)
Biological process (GO): autophagy; autophagosome assembly
Cellular component (GO): phagophore assembly site
Source: RefSeq, a predicted model, not a curated record